Molecule: messenger RNA, 1977 nt
Organism: Carya illinoinensis
Lineage: Eukaryota; Viridiplantae; Streptophyta; Magnoliopsida; Fagales; Juglandaceae
Product: ninja-family protein AFP2
Exons: 2
Coding region: 445-1548 (367 amino acids)
Biological process (GO): response to abscisic acid; signal transduction; negative regulation of DNA-templated transcription
Cellular component (GO): nucleus
Source: RefSeq, a predicted model, not a curated record
AAAACGAAACGUCGAGGGUAUUUUCGGAAUAUUAUUUUUUUCCUCAACAGUUACAGAACCCAAAAUAAUCCUCAUCUGUUUCUGCUUUUGUUUUCCUUAUUUGGUUUCAGUUCUUCUCUCGUUUUUAUGCUCUGAUUUUGUAUUCUCACUGCUUCAUCCUCGCCCAAAAUUUGUUCGCUUGAUUUUUUGUUUAAUAAAAGAACAGUUGAUAUAAAAGUGAGCAUACGUUUCAACUUUCAAGACGUGAACAUGUUGGGUUGGAUUAUUGUUUUAAGCGUUUUUUUCCCUUUUUUUGGCAAGACGUAGCGUUAGUGACUGCAAGUUUUGAUCAUAAUCAUGGGUUUAACUGAGCCAGAUCAUAGAGUUGUUCUGUUUAAUCUGCAAAGACGCAGUUGCUGAAGCUUUUGUGGUUUUGCCUUCUUCGUUCUUCCUGUUGUACGAGACAUGGGUGAAGCUAAAGAAGCUAGGAGCAGAGCAAUGAAAAAUCUUUCUCUACAAUUAGAUAAGUACCCGAGAGAUUUAUUGCAGAGAUUUACGUGUAACAAUACGCAGCAAUCCGAAUAUGCGACACUCAGUGAAGAUUCGGAAGAGAUUGAGCUAAAUCUUGGCCUCUCGCUAGGUGGUCGAUUCGGGGUCGACAAGAGCGCAAAGAAGCUAAUCCGGUCGUCCUCCAUAGCGGGAAUAAUACCGGUGGUUCGAGACGAUGAGUCGUUAGCUCCGAAGCCUCCAUCAUACCCCACACUCAUGAGGACCUCGUCGCUUCCGACGGAGACAGAGGAGUGGCGGAAAAGGAAGGAGCUGCAGACAUUGCGGCGAAUGGAGGCAAAGCGAAGGCGGUCGGAGAAGCAGAGGAGCUCCAAGGCAGAGAAAGUGGAGGAAAGGAAGGAAAGCGAGGGUCUAGCGGGGUUAAAUUUGAGAGAUAAGCAGCAAUCUACAACGGCCAAUAGGUUUAGUUCGACCGUGGCGUCGCCUUUGAGGAUUCCCACUUGGGCUUCGAUGGCGAGGGAUGCAGCGCUAGGCGCUAGGCCAAUAGGGUUUGGGCGCCUGACUUCGCAGCGGUCGUGCGAAUCGCAGGCGGGAUGCUCGUCGGGGAUGUCGGAAUUGGAGAAUAAAAAUCUUCAAGGAUCGGGCAGUUGUGGUGAAGCAAGAAGCCCUGCUGGUAAUCAGUCAUUACAGGAGCGAAGCAGUCAGGAGUCUGUAGGUUCUUUGGUGACAAAGACCGAGGAAAAUCCAUGCAGAACUUCCAUAGCAGAGAUGGAAAAUCCAUCAAAGAAACAUGAUUGUGCAGAAAAUAGAGGUAAAGAAAUUGGGAUCAUGAAUGCAAUGGAAGAUAUGCCAUGUGUUUUCACAAAAGGAGAUGGUCCUAAUGGUAGAAGAAUAGAAGGCAUUCUGUACAAGUAUGGGAAGGGAGAGGAUGUGAGGAUAAUGUGUGUAUGCCAUGGAAGCUUUCUCUCACCGGCAGAGUUUGUCAAGCAUGCUGGUGGUGGUGAUGUCGCUCACCCACUGAGGCAUAUAGUUGUAAACCCUUCCUCUGCUUCGCUUUCAUAAUGUUGGUUUUCCCGUCGCUCCUUCGGGAAAAGAAAAGAAAAAAGAAAAAAAAAGAAGAAGAAGAAAGGGAAUUGCUUGUGAGGUGAGGUGAGGUGAGGGUGAUGGGAGUUGUGAAAUACAACAAAUAGAAGACGAGAUACAACUAAUAUCGUUGCUCCAUAUUCAGACAAUUUCUCAAUAUGGUAUGGAAGAGAUUCUAAAUGCAUGUCUUUGUGGUCUUUUUGUUUUCAUCCCCUUCCCCUUCUCUCAUUUAUAUCAAAACCGAAGCGUGCAUGGGAAAUAUAGAAGGAAAAUGAGGAAUGUAAUUACCUGAGAUUACGGCCGCUGAUUUCCUUUAUUGUGCCAGUAGUGGACACUUGAAAGGUGUCCAGAAUUGCGAAAUAAUGUCAAGAAUAUCUCAGAAACGCCAUGGCUUGUUACUCCUAGCAA